GAGACUCUAGCAAGAAGAUCAUGCAGCCUUUGACUGUUGAUCACACGAUCCACGUCCAUAAGAUCGUGCACAAGCAGACCUUUAAGAAGCGUGCUCCUAAGGUCGUUCGUGCCAUUAAAGCCUUCGCCCAGAAGCAGAUGAAGACAGAGGAUGUCCGUAUCGAUACCAAGCUCAACAA
Molecule: messenger RNA, 178 nt
Organism: Perkinsus marinus ATCC 50983
Lineage: Eukaryota; Perkinsozoa; Perkinsida; Perkinsidae
Product: 60S ribosomal protein L31, putative
Exons: 1
Biological process (GO): cytoplasmic translation
Cellular component (GO): ribosome; cytosolic large ribosomal subunit
Molecular function (GO): structural constituent of ribosome
Source: RefSeq, a predicted model, not a curated record